GAGACUAACACACUCACUGUGCGAUGUUUUGUUAGGACUCUCUAAUGCGGGCGAUCGCCCUUUUACUCAGUGCAACAAAACAAAACCUGGCUGCAGCACCAGGGCAGAGUGUGGUUCGACCCCACUCCCACAUUGCAAAUGAAGAUCCAAGGAGAACUGUGAACAACCACAAAGUCCGGCUUGCCAAAGCGGAUUACUUGUUGCGGUCCAUUCCCCCCUCCAGGCAGGGAGCCAUGGUUUACGUCAGGCAGAAACAAAGGUAAGGGCGGGAGGAAGCGAUAAGCCACAUUCGCUUUUUACUGUGGUGUCGCGCUGAGGCUCCAAGUUGUUGCAUUUCAGCUGCAGCUGCUUCUGCAAAGGUGGAAUAAGCAGCCCUGACUUCAUCAUCUUGCCGUGGGCUGAUCGCUGCUGCGGUUGGAAGCACAGAAGAAGCUGGGCAGAGAAACUGCAGCGCAACUGAAGUUAACGAGCCGGUUCCCCUCUGUUUGGGCAAAAAAUAAGCUGUCUUGCUGUUCAGUGCCUGCUCGUCUUUGCCCACCCAUCCAGAUGGGUUUCUGCUCUAACAGCCCAGGCUCGGUAACCUUAUAAAAGACCAAUGUGUGGGUGAGAAGCUUCAGACUCCCUCCAGAUAUUUUGAAGUAGAGAAGAAGAAAUGAGUCUUGCAAAUGAUGGUGCAACAUUAUUUGACUGGGACUAUGUUCUGUGGGAAGUUCGUUUGAAGCUACUGGCAGCUGGCUUUUUUAUCUACCUGGGAGUAUUUCUUCUAGCUCACUGGCUGUCCUCAUGCAUCAGUGCCAGUUAUCGCACUUUGUCAGGAUAUGAGAAGGUCUUGUGGAACUUGGUUAUCACAGGUGCCCUGUUUGGAAUUCAGUGUUGUGUAGCUGGGUUGUGGGCCUUACUCAAAGAUCCAGUUUUUCAAGCUGACCAAGUGUAUUCACAGCAAAAUUGGAGCUGGUUUCACUGCUUAAUAGCUGCUGGCUUCUUCUUGUAUGAAAAUGUAGUUAUUCAUGUGUCUAAUAUUGUUUUCAGAAAAUUUGAUGUGUUCUUGGAAGUUCAUCAUUUAUUUGCCUUUGGUGGGCUUUUUGGUCUGAUAAUUAACAUAAAAGCUGGGCACUAUCUACCCCUGAUGGGACUGCUACUUGAGAUGAGCAGUCCUUCAUGCUGUAUCUCGAGGGUGCUUUCAAAGACUGGCUAUGGUAAUACCAUUUUUUGGAAGGCAAGCCAAAUGGUAGAUAUCCAUAUGGUUCACUGCCGCAUGGUCCUCAUUUAUCACAUGUGGUGGGUAUGUAUUUCUAAUUGGAAUGAUGUGGUGGAAAAUCUGGGACUUCCAUAUUCUGUUGUCUUUUUCUUGGGGCUAAGUACACUUACAUUAAUACUUAAUCCAUACUGGAUGUACAUAACUACUCAGCGGCUCUUCGGUCCAGUUGAUUGGAAUUCUUCAAAUACAGCAGUGAAAAAUGGAUCCUCUGAAAAAUUAAAUAGCGAAACAUUCCAAAAGAAGAAGAUAUAAUUCUGCAACAGUUAUUAGGGUAACAGUAAAAUAUGGCCAGAAGAACAUGGUGCAGUUUACUACCAAGUGCAUGAAAACAGAAUUGUUUACAAGAAGUCUAUGAAUAUAUCAAUCUCUUUGCAGAUUGCUAUCAGUGUACUAUACUCAUUUAUCAAAAGUGUUUUAAAAUUUUCUGUUGAUAGUUCUCUCUCUCUCUCUCUCACACACACACACACACACACACACACACACACACACACACUUAGGAUUUAUGCCAGUAAUUUUAGUCUAAGAACAUAAUGUAGUAAAAUCUCAUUCUGGGGGAAGUGGCAAGUAAGGCAUAGAAUGGUAAGGGAGGUGUCAUUUGAUUUAUAAAAAUCUACAGAAUCAUAAUUUCAAUGGCAGGAGGGAUUCACUGCCUCCCCUCCCUUCUGCCCCCCUCUGGUCCUACUGCUGGUGGAAAUUUUGAUAAUACAACUUCCUCAGAAAUGGGUUAAGUUAGGGCUUCUGAAUAAUAUCCUUCUUCCAUGAACACAAUGGCAAGAAACCCAAAACAAUUAUGUAGAUAUAUAUUUAAAUAUCAACUUUUUAAAAUUAUAUUUUAACACAGGAAUGCACUGCUUGCAUGACAAUGACAUUGACCUUUGGUAAUCCUAGGGACUCUAGCCUUGACAUGUAGAACUGAAAACAUUUAUUCGUCAAAGUCAUCAUUAGUGUCAUCUCCAUGUAUGGCUACACUGCUAGACACGUUGUCACAUUGGUCUUCAUCCAUGUGUCACACACAUCUCUGUAUAAGGCAAACGGUUGGCCAGACAUUUACAAGGUGGUGAGCAUUCAGUCUUUGCACAUGAUUUUUUGAUUGCACACCUAAAUCAAUCCUCUAGCUAUAGUUUUUCAUGCAUAAUUGGUGCGAUCAGUCCAUCCUCCAAGACCUAUUGGUGCCCGAUGGGAGAAGGUAGUUUGGGAUGGACUUGAUCGUCACCGAGCCAUUCCAUUGCUUGAUAAUUUGCCCUCUUGAUAGCAGAUAUAAAUGCAUCCCUUGUCAAUGGCAAUUUUUCUCCUUUUGUCUGCUGCUUACGAACAUCUAUCAACAUAGUUCCGCAAGUGUUGUAAUGUUGACCUUCAAAUGGUAAACUCGGCAUAUGAAUGCCUCUAGUGCAUUUAUGACCUCAUCAGUGAGUGUCUCAGCCAUUCUGAGCACCUUCAGGGCAAAGAGAGUCUUCAGAGGCUGAAUGAAGUGUCUUCCUGUAAAAUCAUCUGGUCUUUCUAGCCAUCCUUCCAGUACUGUCACAUUCUGAAAAGGUGUGGAAACUUGACAGUGUGGUUGUUGAACAGGCCUGUAAAAACCCAUGUCAUUUGUAUUCAGUUCUGAAGAUGUAUUUGUGUGUUCCAGUUGCAUAAGGAAUGUUAACUGAACUGAGCAAUUCCUGGGUCUAGGGUGACCAGAUGUCCUGAUUUUAUAGGGACAGUCCCAAUUGUUGGAUCUUUUUCUUAUAUAGGCUCCUAUUACCCCCAACCCAGUCCCGAUUUUUCACAUUUGCUGUCUGAUCACCCUACCUGGGUCUAGCAUGUAUGACUAAAUGGAUGCAUACAUGGGUCAUUCCCGCUGGCACUCAUGUAGUAUUGAGUUAAAAGAUGACCCUGUUGGAAUGUAUCUUUUUCCUGAAAUGGUGUGAUGUGGUGUGGUAUGUCCUGGGUGUCUGGAUCAUUUGAAGGUACAUCUUUUGUCUCUUCAGUGAAGAAGUACUCAAUGAAGCCGGCCUUGGUUUUUGCGUUUGGAGGGGCUGGGAUUAGCUGUAGUGCUGAGGAUGCAAAAGGCUAUUAGAAGGCUGAGCCCUAAUGGCCUUAAGCAGCUGGAUAGAUAUUUCCAUGGAGCAGUGCAGGUCUCUCUCUCUCUCUCUCUCUCAUAUUUUUAAACUAUUAAUAGGGGAAAAAUAGAUUUUGUAAAACUGAUUUUAUGAAACUUGUGAUGAACAGAAUUGCUUUUUUAUGCUGAUUUUCAAAUUUUCAAUCAAAAACUUUUUUUUUUUUUUAAAGGAAAAAGUAGGGAAAGAAAAUUUAGCAUAUUCCUGGAGCCAGUGUAAGAUGCUCAGGGCAGGAACUUUGUUAUAUUUUAUACCUGCUAAAGCUUCCUGCACAUCAGUGGUAUUUAAGGAAUAAUAUUGUUAACCUACCAGUGUUUGCCAGCGCAAAAGAACCAGAAAGAGAAGCUGAUAUGUAACUAAACUGAGUUCUUAUUUGGGAGGUUUGAGUGUUCUUGAGUCUUGUUAAAAAUGUAGGUAGGGGAUUAUUUUUAUUAAUGUGACUUUCACCUUGAUAGUGUACCUUGAGCACCCAGAUAUCAUUGGUAUAGUAGAAGAAGCUGGAUCAAAUUUCUUCUCUUUAUUUGAAGAAGGGUGGUGGGAAAAGAGGGAGGUUCAGAACAUGUUAAAGGGAAGGAAAAAGGAAAUUCUCCUGGUAUGUAUCCCUCUAAAAUAAUAAUCUCAACAUAUAAGUUUAAAUGUAUAGAGUUAUCUUUCUGUAUAAGUUGUGUGGUUCUCAUAUGAGCUGCCACUCGUAGACUGUUUGGUCGGGUUUAUUGCUGUUAUGCAGAUUUACAUAGAUCACUCUCAUUGCUCUAGGCCUAAACUGGUAGCAUCCAUUCUCUUUAGGUUUCUUUAGCGCUGAAGGAUGAGAGAUUACUCAUGCCUAAAUGCUACUAAGACUUUGUUACUGCUGUAGGCCCAGACUAGGUGUAGUUCAUUUGUUGGUUUUGCUAACGUAAAAUUGGAUUGCAGUACUCCUUUAGCAGGGCUUCAUCACACUCCCAUAUGGAAAAACUCUCAUUGACUUCAGUGAGAAUUGGAACAGGCCCUUAGUAUGUUGCUGCCAUCACUAAUUUUUGCCUAACUCCAAAUGUUGGUGAGUUAAUGUACUCCCUUCCCCUGUUCAAUGCUGCAGACUUAUCAUAUCCUUCAUCAAGAAUGGGCUUAAUUAUUGUAGUACUUUGUAUCAGCCAGUGCUACAUGACCUUUCAAACAGAUCAAAACACUUCAGCCAGGUAUCUGGUUCUAAUAGUCUGAUCGCAGCACUCAUGUGCUGUGUUCUUCACAUUGACUGUGUGAGGGUUUUUUGUUUUGUUUUAUUAAAUCAAUUUUUAUUCUUAUCUCCAAAGCCUACCAUUAUCUUUUCUAGCACCAACAACACAAACUUCCUUUUCUUAUAGAUUCCAGCCCAAACCCUCUUGCCAACUAUGUACAAAUCCUGUAAUUUUCUUCUUGUACAGUAAUUGAGAAUUUAUAUACUGUGCCCUUUCUUUCUAGAAUGCUCUAGCAUUGAUCUGAGGGAGACUCCCGCAUGACAUGGAUUUAGAAGUCAGUUUAAACUGUCUUUGAAAACACUUAAUGUAGUUAUACAUUGUAUUCAUUGUACAACAAAGAAUUUUUGGAUGUUAUGCCAUUUUUUGGCUUGCUUACAUAAAUAAGUAUUUUGUUGAAUAAUUAUAAUUUGUGUGACUCUUCCAUUCACGGUUUUACUGAUGAAAUGUCAUCUUCUUCAAUGUUCAAUAUUUUCCUUUGGUGACUUGCAGUGAUGAAAUAAGCUUUGCAAUAUAUGAACUAAAAGUAUCAUUUUGUGCAUUGACAAUGUUUUAUUACAUAUGUUAGGGAUAACUUCCAGUUCAGCAGCUGGGAAUAACUACAGUAUAAAUUUCUCAUAUUAAAAUAUUAAGGAAUAGGUAAAAAGCUGCCCACUUUUAAUGUAUUACAGGUUAUUAACAUCAAUGCAGCUUCACAAUGUUUGUCUUUUUAUACAAGUGAUUAAAAAAUGCACCACUUUGAGUUUAGUCCUUUGGUCUGUGUAUCAUAUGUUUCAGCUGUGUGGCCUGUGUCUGAGUUAGGCCCUGAUCCUCUGGACAUGCAUGGGAGUAACUUUACACAUGUGCCUAAGUACUUUCAGGUUUAUCUUAACCAAGGAGGAAGAGUUCUAGUGAAAUAAAAAUUACAAUUCAAUGUUUAA
Messenger RNA from Trachemys scripta elegans, 5485 nucleotides. RefSeq names its product protein CLN8-like. NCBI's taxonomy places the organism in Eukaryota, Metazoa, Chordata, Testudines, Emydidae. The transcript has 4 exons. The record is from RefSeq and is a predicted model, not a curated record. Gene Ontology annotation, cellular component: membrane; endoplasmic reticulum. Gene Ontology annotation, biological process: lipid homeostasis. The coding region runs from base 653 to 1510 and encodes 285 amino acids.